Messenger RNA from Apaloderma vittatum (bar-tailed trogon), 1934 nucleotides. RefSeq names its product epidermal growth factor receptor pathway substrate 8 (gene EPS8). The record is from RefSeq and is a predicted model, not a curated record. Gene Ontology annotation, molecular function: actin binding. The annotation marks the transcript as partial. Gene Ontology annotation, cellular component: vesicle; plasma membrane; ruffle membrane. The transcript has 10 exons. Lineage: Eukaryota; Metazoa; Chordata; Aves; Trogoniformes; Trogonidae. Gene Ontology annotation, biological process: Rho protein signal transduction; positive regulation of ruffle assembly; regulation of Rho protein signal transduction.
GCCAAAUUAAAGUUCCAUAUCCAGAAUCCUAGUGCAGCUGAACUGGUGCAUUUUCUCUUUACCCCGCUACAUAUGGUGGUACAGACAACAGGAGGUCCAGAGCUGGCUAGUACAGUGCUCAGCCCCCUCUUAACAAAAGAUACAAUAGAUUUCCUGCGAUAUACUGUUACCAGUGAAGAAGGACAGUUAUGGAUGUCAUUGGGUGACACGUGGACCAAAGCCAGGGCGGAUUGGCCAAAAGACCAUUUUAUUCCACCCUAUGUCCCCCGUUUCCGAAACGGUUGGGAGCCUCCUUUGCUGAACUUCAUGGGAGCUCCAAAGGAGCAAGAACUCAAUCAUUUGGCUGAAUCUGUGGCAAAUGUUGCAGAGCAACAGCGGAAGCAAGAAAUGAAAAGACUGUCAACUGAGCCUCCCAGCAUUCCCGACUACCCUCCGUCCGAUGGGUAUGCAUUCAGUAACACAGUUUACAAACGAGGGCCACUGCUGGACCAGGGGGCGGCUGUCGCUGCCUUUAAGCAAACUGUUAGCCGACAUGUAGAUAGAAACUAUGAAGCACACAGUAAAGCACAGGCCAAGAAAUAUGCCAAAUGCAAGUAUGAAUUUAUGGCAAGAAACAACAGUGAGCUUUCUGUCAUGAAAGAAGAGAUUGUAGAGAUUCUGGAUGACAGAAAGCAGUGGUGGAAGGUUCAGAAUAAAAGCGGCAGCACAGGCUUUGUGCCAAACAACAUUUUGGACCCUCUGAGGAAUCAUGAAGGAGGUCUAGGAUGGUCAGAGCCUGCAUAUACCCGCACCAUCCAGAAACAAAGGACAGACUAUGUUGCAAAACAGCCUGAUCCGGUUCCUGCUACUCCUUCACCGCCUCCAACGCCUGCUCCUGUCCCCAUGGCUGUCCCGCUCCCUCCCAGCGCACCAGCACCGAUACCGGUUCCCGUGCCCAAAGCGCCAGCAACCAUCAGCCGCCAAAGCAGCACCUCCAGUGACAGUGGUGGUAGUGUUGCGCGAGACACCCAGAGGCAGAAGCAAAUUCCUGUGGAUCGCAGGAAAUCACAGAUGGAGGAGGUGCAGGAUGAACUUGUCCACCGGCUCACCAUCGGCCGGAGCGCCGCUCAGAGAAAGUUCCAGGUGCCACGACCAAACAUCCCAGUUGUCAACAUCACUUACGACUCUUCACCGGAGGAUGUGAAAGCAUGGUUGCAGUCCAAAGGAUUCAACCCUGUGACUGUUAACAGCCUCGGUGUGCUGACGGGUGCUCAGCUUUUCUCCCUUAACAAAGAGGAACUGAGGACUGUUUGCCCAGAAGGGUCUAGAGUCUACAGCCAAAUUACGGUACAGAAAUCUGCCUUGGAGGCUAACAGUGGCAGUUCAGAACUGCAAGAAAUUAUGAGAAGACGACAAGAAAAAAUCAGUGCAGCUGCCACAGAUUCAGGUGUGGAGUCCUUUGAUGAAGGAAGCAGCCACUAAAUGUGUUUCUCCUUUUCUUUAAUUCUGUUGUCCAUAGCAUUACACCAUCCAGCUUUGCUUUAGGAAGCAGUGAAGGGAAAUGUCGUAGUAUAUUGUAAACGUAACUAGCCACCACAAAGAAAAUUUACAGUAGUCUCCACAGAAGUAGCUGCUGCUGGCUUCUCAUCAUUAAAAAUGACCAGAUGAGAAAUACCGUGGAGGUUCCUGACAGGUGAAACUGUUGGCCCACGAUUCAUUUACACCUGAAGAUGAGUCGUGGCUUUAUGGAAUUAUCAUGACAGAUAGACUGGAACACAUCUUUGUGAUUCAUCUGAAGGAAGCUGAGGCAGCAAUAAAAAAAGCAUUUGACCCCUUCACUAAUAACGAGAUUCCGAAUCCAAUCUCUUGCUGUAGUGUGCAAUUACAUCUUUUGGGCUCAGUCUUUCAUGUCAUGCAUUUGGCUGCAGGAUGUUUACUUAAGUGGUUGAUGCCAG